UUCAAAUAAAGCAAUAUUUUUAUUUUUUGGCUGUAAUUUGUUUCUCAUCUUCUAAUUGAUUCAAAAAGAGUUUUUAAACAAACAAACAAAAUGACUGAAGAGAAAACCAAGAAAGAAGACGACAACAAAUACAAAGAUAUUUUCAAAAUGUUUGACAAACAAAACGUCGGAUACUUUGGUGUCCGCGAAGUCCGUGAAGUCAUGCAAUCAUAUAAUAUGGUCGCUACCGAACAAAACAUCUACGAAAUGGUCGCUCAGUUGGACACAAAUAACAACGGUUUUGUCACAUUUGAUCGGUUUGUCUCCAUAUUCACCAACAAAAUCAAAGACACAGAGAUGGAAGAGGAGAUGCGGGAAGCGUUCAAAGUCAUCGACAACGAUGGCAACGGAUUUAUUUCGGCUAAAGAGUUCAAUAAAAUCAUAACACAAGUGGGGGACAAGUUUAGUGACAGCGAGUGGAAUCAAUUGGUCCACGAACUCAACUUCGGUAAAAAUGAAGAAAUCAAUUACGAAGAGCUGAUCACAUCAUUAAUGUCAACACAAAAGUAG
This is a messenger RNA of Oppia nitens, 549 nucleotides long. Its product is annotated as calmodulin-like. Gene Ontology annotation, molecular function: calcium ion binding. NCBI's taxonomy places the organism in Eukaryota, Metazoa, Arthropoda, Arachnida, Sarcoptiformes, Oppiidae. The record is from RefSeq and is a predicted model, not a curated record. Bases 91 to 549 code for a protein of 152 amino acids. The transcript has a single exon.